Messenger RNA from Rhodamnia argentea, 5764 nucleotides. RefSeq names its product cytochrome c biogenesis CcmF C-terminal-like mitochondrial protein. The record is from RefSeq and is a predicted model, not a curated record. Bases 4271 to 5155 code for a protein of 294 amino acids. The transcript has a single exon. Lineage: Eukaryota; Viridiplantae; Streptophyta; Magnoliopsida; Myrtales; Myrtaceae. Gene Ontology annotation, biological process: cytochrome complex assembly.
UUUUUUGUUGGACCCCCUGGACCUCCGACCAAUGAGGUGAUGACACAUGCAUGCGUGCAUAUAAACUUCUAAAGAGUGGGUUUCAAACCUGGGUGGCACUAUGUAACUCAAUCCAUUGUAGGGCUAUUGGUAGAUUCUUUUUCUUUUAGAAUAGAUUCUGAGAUAGAGGAGACUUUAAGGAGAUUUUGUCGAGAUGAGGACUUGCAAAAGUCGACUAGUCGCAGAAGUAAGGUCUCAGACUCGCAGAAGAAAGUAUCCCGAGGUUUCGCCGCUUUGAUGAAACAAGUUGUUUCAAAAUCUCGCAAAAAUUCUGCGUGGUUUUUCUCUAAAAACUCGGAAGGUUCCGCCAGAAAGAGUUUGGGAUUAAAUCGUUUGGUCUUUGGAAGUUCCCUGAUUGGUUUGAGAACCUGAUUGAAGAAGACCAGAAUUUUGGAAUACACGUGGAUCUUCGGAUCCAGUGUUUGAAGUUAUUCUAGUGUCUUUUAGGGAUGGGAUUCCACAGUUCAUACAGAGACGUUGUUGAGUAUGUGGCUUGACUGACUUCAAGGUGACUCAAGUCUCGAUUGAGCAGUCAUUUUUUAGAGUCACGGGUCCUGCUUUAGCACCCUUUCACAUUUGCAACUGUAGAGGGCGGUUUGUGACCUUCCAAUUUUCCAGUGAAACCGGGGACCGAAAGGUCGUGAGAGAUAGCAAAAAGAUGCAUCCAUUUCUAGGCUAAUUCAGUGUCUUGUGGAUGCUCUAUCUAUGAGGUAGUUAGACACGCCCUUUGGGGGAUCUCUUGGGUCUUUUAAAAGGACUCAAUCAAAGGGCACAAACAAAUGAAGGGAAAGCCUGCUGUUUGUUUUUCUGAGGUUGGGUUUUGAGAUGAGAGUAGGAUACACACGUUGAAGAAAUCCAUUGUCUAGAGAGAGUGGAGUGAUCUCAAAUAGUUUUCUAUUUUCAUAUUUCUAACUUGACUUAUAUAUAUUCUAAUUUAUAUAGUUUUUCGAAUAAAAUAAAAGUAGAAGUCUUUCUCAUUUGCUGCCACUCAACAACAGCCGGUCUCAGCUCUGCACAUUCCUAGAAAUUUUUUCUUUAUUUCAGCUAAAAAUUGUUAUCAUCUGGUAUGAGAGCCCAGGUUGUGAAGAUAUGGUAGUGAUACAAUCUUCUGGAUCUAUGGUUGCUGAUAUGAUUACUGCAUUAACGCAUACGAUUGUCAAGCAUCGCAAGAUUUUUCCUCGAAAUGUAGAUGUUUGGAAGAUGAGAAUGCAGUUCCUUCUCAAAGAACAGGAUCUUUUUUUUUCAUUCUUGAGAAAAGAUAAGCCCGCGGAUCUGGCGCUAAUGGCAGUCAAGGAUAAGGUACUAGUUUCAGUGGGAGACUCCACCGAGAAUGUAUGAGUCAAUGACAAUGGUAAACAUGAAGUUUCUUCGGCAACGGUUCUUUCCAAGCAAGAUGCAAGAGGGGACGAGCCUGUCUCAGCACUCAGACAAGAUGGAGAAGAUGAUCAAAGAAUUGGUAGCAGUGAGAGUCAUUUUGACUGAUCGUGAUCAGUGACCGGGAAGUCUACUGAAGUCGUUUGAGUCUUUGACAACCACUCUCUCCCGUGAAACUCCUCCUUUAACUAUUGAUUGAUCCGACCAUUUUCUUUAGGCAGAAGCUGAAAAGAGAUUUAAACAGCAGUCAUUAAAAACUAAUGCUGCUAAAAAAAGAAGAAGAAGCACAAAGUGAGUGCAGAAGGACCUGAAAAACAUAGAGUGUUGGUCCUCCAAGAAGAAAGGUCACUUGAGUUUUGAGUGCUCAUGAAAGAAGGGCAAAGGGAAAAAGCCAUGAUGAUCAGGAAAAGGUAGUCUUGGUCACUACUAUGGCCCUGUUUGCCAACAUUUCAGAUAGUUGGUGGAUCGGGUCCUCGCAUCAUAUUUUCUUCCGAAAGGAAGAAUUAUGUGCAAAUAUGAUUGAAGAACUAGGUUCUUCAUAUAUGGGCAAUGGCACUUCGACUGGUUUCAGAGGCCGAGGGAAUGUGUAAUUGCUGUUUGAAAACGGAAAGUCAGAAAGAAGGGGUAUCCAAUGUUGAUUUUCUUUUUGUACCUGAAGAGAACCUACUCUCGAUGAGAAGAGUCUUGACUUGAGAUUCUAUUAGUAAAUAGCGCGCUACUUCUAGCAGCUUGCUUCCAAGCUUGACUAAUAGGACUUUCUAGAGAGAGGUGAAUAAGGGGGGAGACCAAUCCCAUUGUGUGGAAAGAUUCUUCUGUCAGCUGAUUCACCAGGGUUCACUAGGAAUUUUUGAAUUGGAUCCAAGAAGAUAGGAUCAUCGAUCUGUUCUGCCAGUAAAUCCAAUACUAACUUAUGAUCUACUUGUUCUUAUCUCCAUAGAAAGCGAAGCACUUUCGGACGUCAGCAUGUACUAAUCGCUCCCCCGCACUCCACCCCCCACCCCUAUUUGAGUAAGGCUGGAAGGAAUUGGCAGAAUUUUGUUAGGUCCCAAUGAGGGGGGACCGGGUCAUGCGACGGAUGCAAGCUAGACUUUGAAGCAAAAAAUCCAAGAUUUCAUAGAAGAAGGAAAAAUCAACGUGGCGGAUGAACAGGAAGCUCCUAAGAAGCCCAACGAGAAAAUGGGAGUUUUUAAGAACUCGCUCUCUAGUCACGCUCUGGUCUCAACAUGCUGGGCCGAGGAAGUGUCCGAUUUCCAACAUCCCCCUACCAUCACUACAAUGAAUGCUUUUAAUACUAUAUUGCUUUGUGAGUAAGAUCCGGAUCAUCAUGACCCCUACGUUCCGGCUUCCAAAGGCGAUCCUAAGGGAAGAAUAAUUUGGAAUAAAAGGGAGUUGGCUGCAAGAAGAACAACGAGAGGAAGCUCCACCGAAAGAAGAAGAGAAAAUAAGACUCGAGUUUCUGGAAAUGUUUCAACAGGGAGGGAAGAGGAAAAUUCAAAAAAAGAGAGAAAAGAGAAAGAAAAGAAGAAGAUUGAAUGGAUUAUCCCGAACCUGCCUCCGCCGCCGUCGCACGAACCAUUUAUGAUGGCCGCGUCUGGGUGGAUUGUGGUGCUACCAUUCCUUUAGGAUACCUUUCGGCUUCAGUAAAAACUCUUCCCCCUUAGUCUAAAUAUUGAGUUGGUACGCUAACUCAACUUUGAGUAUGGAAUUUACUUUGUUGGUUGAGUGGAGUUACGGUAGUUCAAUCUAUAAAGGAAGGACAAUCGAUCGCACUUGGCGCAGAACCACCUAAGGGUGGCUCUUUACUCCCUCAAGACUUGCUUCUUAUUUUUCUUUCACCCUUCACUUCAUCCCCUUUUCUAUCAAUAGGGAGCUACGACAAAGUCUGCUCCAGAAAGAAAAGAAGUCAGCAGGUCCUUUUCCGCUUAAUCGCUAACUCAUGAGCAAAGCCGCCUUCGGUCCUUCGCUUAGUAAGCCCCUCUUCGAGCCUCUCCUGAAUUCCGCUCGCCCCGGUCCUUAGUAGCGUUGACAAAGGCAACCUUUGGAUGUUGUUGUGACGCUUUGGUUAGGCUCGGUUGACAAAGGCAACGACACAAGCAAGGAGUUGACAAAGGGGAACAGCCCCCCUGUUGUUGAUAGAGAGCUUACCGCCCCGUCCUUUAUAGUCGCUACUGUUGUCAUGGAAAAAGAGUUUGUUUUCUGUCAAAGAAGCAUGCUUAACACAGCCUAUAGCGUAAAGGCAUUCGAGCCGCGUCUAAACGAAAUGUUGGGUAAGGGCCCGUACUCUCUCUUCUGUAGAUAGGCUAUCCCUUCAGGCUAUGGUAUGGGGGAAGGGAAGUGAGAUCUACCGAUUGAUUUGAUAUUAGAUGAGCGGCCGUACUAUGAUCGUUCGGGAGACAUGGCCCAUUCAAAUCAAAAUAGAACGAGCAUCUCCGACUAAGGGGAAUGGAAUGUCGACCACAGGGUGAGAUGCUCUUUUAAUACGAAGCCGAGUGACUGGUCAAGUCAUGAAACUUAGUCAUUUUGAUCAACAUGGCUGCAAGUGGACUGGGUUUAUGUGUUUGAACUGACUACGACCAAAGUCGUGGCUACUUCAACCAAAAAAAGGGCUACCCCCUAUUCAAAUCAAAAGAAGAACCUCCCCUCACUUACGAAGAAGUAGUUGGAGCUGGGCUCCGAACUAUGAGAGUUUGCUUUUGUUUUCUAUUUCUAAGAGCGGUCCAUGAUCAGACCGCUCCUGGUGUUCUAACUAGUCAUUAAUGGUCGGCUUCAUUGGUAUCCUUUCGGUAUGCGUUGCGAACACUUUCAUUUUUAGCGUCUCAUCUUCUCUAGAGAAGCGAAACUCGAACGGAUAGAGCAGAUGGUCCAACUACAUAACUUUUUCUUUUUCAUUACUUCCAUGGUCGUGCCUCGUGGCACGGCAGCACCCGUACUAUUGAAAUGGUUCGUCAGUAGAGAUGUUCCCACAGGUGCCCCUUCUUCCAAUGGAACUAUAAUUCCUAUUCCUAUCCCUUCAUUCCCUCUUUUGGUCUAUCUACAUUCCAGGAAAUUCAUACGCUCCAUGGACGGAGAAAAAAGUGGAGUCUUGGUCAGAGCAAGCCACCCUAUUCUAUUACCAGACAUAAUUGGGAGAAGCUCAUCUGAAACUAGAGCUAGAAAGGCCUCAUUUCGUUUCGUUCCCGUUUUUAUUUUCCUUCUUCUCGAAUCCAAGGGGGACUUCUCAUAUUUAGAAUCUUUCUGCGGUGUGCUCCGUUUACUAUUCUUUCGUACUCUCUUCUCUUUACCACGCGAUAGGUCAGCGAAGCGUGAGCGGGCGCGGAGAAGGAAAGGCCAAAGACUUCGGCCUAAGAGAAAUGAGCAACGACGAAAUGACAAAAUGAGGUGCUCCGGGCACUCCCAUUUAGAAAGAAGUGUCGAAGGUUUUGGGCCUGUAGCUUUUCCCGUCCCCCCUUCAUCGGGUGGUGCUUGUGUGGGGGGUGUGCCACCAGAAAUCGGGCUUGAAGCUCUCGCCUUACCAACGAGCCGACAGCUGAUGGCUGUUGGUCACGACUACUACCAAAAAGCUCCAAUGAAGAUGAAUAUUUCACAUGUAGGAGUGUGCAUCUGUAUGUUGGGUGUUCUUCUGUCGUGCGACCCGGCGGCUUAUGUGCGACCUGUGGCCCACGCCUCCUAUUUGUUCCGGGCGGGCGGCGUGAACUCUGAUUCUAUCCGGGUAUUCAAUCCCGCCGCUGAGAUGCUCAGUUGACUCCUUAACCUUGAUAGGAAUAUGGCUUAUUAAAAAAUUCGUGCAUAAGGCUAAGGAACUUUGGAUGAACUAAUGCGAAUGGGUGUAAGCCUCGCUGCUCGGAAACACCCAGUGCUGACCACACUGAGAGACACGAAAGCGCAGGUAACGCCAGUUGGCGAAGUGGCGUUAAGCAUCCCUAGCGGUACGAAAAGAGAGGUCGUGAUGAUAUCAUCUACGUCCGUACCGCUCCUCGUGGAGUAGAUCCCGCAUCCAACCAAGUCUUUGACCAGGGAACGGGAGAAUUCCCACUACCGCUGGCAGGCCAGCCGGGCCGUGAGCGCGGUGGGAACGGGCUUCCCAAAAAGCCAGCCCGGGCCGGGGUCAGCAUAGAAUGAAGGGGACGGCCCUAAUGUUGUGUUGGCUUUGCCAACUUCUUGGCUUUCGGGCGGAGAAGAGCGGACGUGGGGACUCGGGUCAGGGUGCAGCGUAACUAAGAGAGCCAUUCCAUUUAGGUAGGGCAAGACAGAAUGGGCGGGCACGAGCGGUCUGGUGUCCGAGCCAAUUGGUCAGACCACGACUACUUCGCUUAUUAGAUUAUUAUUAACCGCCUAUCCCGGAAUGGAAUGG